GAUGCUGGCGCUGCCGCCGGGCGCUCGCCGCCGUCUGGGGAACAGAGCAGCUCGAGCCCGAGUCCGAGCGCAGUGAACGACUUGCCUCGGGACCCCUAGGAACCCAGGACCCCCGACCCACGAUGUCCAGGAAGAAGACCCCUAAGAGUAAGGCGGGGAGUGCGCCCGCUUCUUCUCUGCCCACAGCCAAGGAGAACGGGCCGGUGGGCUCCGGAGGGGGCGGCUGUAGCCCGGGCCCUGGCCCUGCCCCCAAGGCACAGAGGAACGGGCUCCUGCUGCCAGGCCGCCCGUCCCUUAGCAGCAGCGGUGAUUUCUACGACGUUGCUUUCAAGGUGAUGCUAGUAGGAGACUCAGGAGUGGGGAAGACCUGUCUGCUGGUUCGAUUCAAGGAUGGUGCCUUCCUGGCUGGGACCUUCAUUUCCACUGUGGGCAUAGACUUCAGGAAUAAAGUCCUGAAUGUGGACGGAGUGAAAGUGAAGCUGCAGAUCUGGGACACUGCUGGGCAGGAGCGGUUCAGAAGUGUGACCCACGCCUAUUACCGGGAUGCCCAUGCUCUCCUUCUGCUUUACGAUGUCACUAACAGAGCAUCCUUUGACAACAUCCGAGCCUGGCUGACCGAGAUCCACGAAUAUGCACAAAAAGAUGUGGUGCUCAUGCUGUUGGGAAACAAGGUGGACUCUACCCAGGAGCGAGUGGUUAAAAGGGAAGACGGGGAGAAACUGGCCAAGGAGUAUGGGGUGCCCUUCAUGGAGACCAGCGCGAAGACAGGCCUGAAUGUGGAUUUGGCCUUUAAGGCCAUUGCAAAGGAGCUGAAGCACAGGUCCAUGAAGAUGCCAAGUGAACCCAAAUUCAAGCUGCAUGAUUAUGUGAAGAGAGAAGUUCGAGGCUCAGGCUGUUGCCACCCCUGACCUGGAGCUCCCAGAGCCUGCUAGCCCUGCCUAGGGACAGGUCAGUUUGGAGACCUACUGUGCUGACCAAAUGGGACUCUAGCUUUGUACUUAGAGGGCCUGUUGGUCUCCUGGACCUGCAUCCUUUGGACCUUUAGAUUGUGAGCUCAUUGAGGGCAGCAACCAUCUUUUGCCUUUUUGUAUCCCCAGGGCUUAACAUAGUGCCUGGCACAUUGUAGGCACUUAAUAAACAAUUAUUUACCGACAAAAAUUUGGGCUGUCCUGGAUGCUGACAGACUGAAAGCUGGGAUAGAGGUGGAAGUCCGGUCUGAGCACACCAGCCUCCAGUCUUGCUUUCUAAGAGCAUAAAUGCACACAAGGUUUGCAUUUAUCCUCUUCAUUCCUUGGAAGGUGAUAAAACCUUAAAAACAAUUUUAAAACCAGGUAUAGCUUACGAAGAUAACCCACAUGGUAGUACUUUAAGGUCUUUUCCUAUUACAAAUCAGGAAAUAGCAUCUUUUUUGUGGUCUUCUCAUAUAGAAUAAGGUCAUGGAUACUGACCAUAAAAUUAAUCCCUUACAAAUGUACAGCUUUUUACCAUUUCUAAGCACAUCGCUGUCCUCCCAGCCAAGCCUCUCAAUAACCUUGAAGUGGGCAGAGUAUCCCAUUUUAUGGGCGAUAAAACAGAUCACUAUUUACCCAAAAUGGUUACAUAGCUGGCCCUUAAACCAAGCCUCUUGAUUCCUAACAUGAAGCCUGUUUCAACUGGGCUCUGCCACAUGGCUGUUUUCCCCCUUAACAAGUAUCCACUCCUUCAGAGUGCACUCCACUCCAGUUGAAAUAAGCUGAAAAACAAAAUCCCACUUCCAGGGACUCAAACCAUGUAUCAUUUCAAACCACCGGUGGGGCUUGGAAAUGAAUGAUACUAGGUGUGCUAUCAAAGCCAGUCUAGGAGGGCCCUCAUACACCAGCAAACUCCAUGCGUGGAGACUGAAUAGAAUAUUUUACAGGUAACUAUGAAACAAUUCUCUAAUUUAUCAAGUCUCAUUUGGCAUACUGGAACAAGUUUCAGGUGCUCACCAAAAAGGGUCCGGAACAGUAAGGGUAACAAGGUCUUGAAUUACUUAAUUAAUCAAGUCAUCUUGAUGGUAGCAGUGUAACCACUGAAUUCCACAGAGGACCGUAAACAGCAUAUAAAAGCGUUCCCAAUCAAGAAAGUAGAUUUAAAGAGCAAUGAGCAAAGCUUUUGUCUUGUUUCCAAAAAGGCUCGUAGGUUCUAUAGCCCUGAAUUCAGUGGUCAUACUGUAUUAUGUCCAAUGAUAGCUUUUCAUAUCAUGAAGUUCUGCUGAAACAAGACUAAGUUACUCCGACCUUGUACAAACACCUUUCCUGUUGGCCCUUCUGUUCAUGGCUGUUAUGUACUACAAUGCUGUCAAUAAAAAGUUUGUUGGUUUUUAAAAAA
Messenger RNA from Trichosurus vulpecula (common brushtail), 2349 nucleotides. It is a transcript of the gene RAB26, whose product is annotated as RAB26, member RAS oncogene family. The transcript has 10 exons. Gene Ontology annotation, molecular function: GTP binding; GTPase activity. Gene Ontology annotation, cellular component: endosome; Golgi apparatus. Lineage: Eukaryota; Metazoa; Chordata; Mammalia; Diprotodontia; Phalangeridae. Bases 123 to 908 code for a protein of 261 amino acids. The record is from RefSeq and is a predicted model, not a curated record.